Molecule: messenger RNA, 578 nt
Organism: Dermatophagoides farinae (American house dust mite)
Lineage: Eukaryota; Metazoa; Arthropoda; Arachnida; Sarcoptiformes; Pyroglyphidae
Product: complex III assembly factor LYRM7
Biological process (GO): mitochondrial respiratory chain complex III assembly
Cellular component (GO): mitochondrial matrix
Molecular function (GO): protein folding chaperone
Source: RefSeq, a predicted model, not a curated record
AAAUAUUUUAAAUCCAACAUAAAGACUGUUCGUAAACAAUGUAUUCGAAUAAACUAAAGUUCAGCUGUUUUUUUUUUGAACAUUUUGAUGAAAAAAAAUGAGCCAACCAGUUUUACGAUCAGAAACUUUACGAUGCUAUAAGCAAAUAUUGAAAACUAUUAAUCAAGUUUUUCGAAACGAUAAUGAUGCAAUUCGUUUGACGUAUCAAAAAGCACGAGAAGAAUUUCGAAAAAGAUCUCACCUUCAGAAUCCAGAUGAGAUUCGUGAAUCUAUUCAGGUUGGCUAUGAUUCGGCUGAAAUCCUUAGACGUACUGUGAUACAAGCACGUUUGAAUGAACGUGGAAACUAUGAAGCAAAAAUUCAAACUGAGAACAUUGAUGGCAGUGGGAAAUGAUUUUUUUAUGGUUACAUUGUUCACUUUAUUGGGCAAAAAUGAUGAUGACAUAUAUUAUAAGCGGAAAAAAUAUUUAGAUCAAAGUCAAUUGAUUUUGACCUAAAAUGACAACACUGCAAGGUAGUUUCGUGAUUAAUUGUAGUUUUACAUAUAAAACAUACAGUAAAUUAUUUAAAAAAAGUCA